Mya arenaria is the source of this 1147-nucleotide messenger RNA. RefSeq names its product carbohydrate sulfotransferase 15-like. The transcript is spliced from 7 exons. Gene Ontology annotation, biological process: hexose biosynthetic process. Bases 225 to 1082 code for a protein of 285 amino acids. The record is from RefSeq and is a predicted model, not a curated record. NCBI's taxonomy places the organism in Eukaryota, Metazoa, Mollusca, Bivalvia, Myida, Myidae. Gene Ontology annotation, molecular function: N-acetylgalactosamine 4-sulfate 6-O-sulfotransferase activity.
UGAGCAAUUAAUCUACGGUGAACGAACAGUGCAGUCAAUACAUGAAAUCAAACUGAAAGUGCUGUGUUUCAUACGUUUGGAUGUAUCCCGCAUACUGUGUUCCGCAGGAGCUAUUGGAUCAUAGCUGUUUAUUUCGUACAUUGACGCCUGCAAGUAUAAUGUAUAGCAGUAGCAUCGUCGCAGUUAUAGGGAAGAAUGGCAGGCAGUAGAGAGGUUUAUCCAGAAUGCCGUUUCAAUAUCGACCGAAGAGGGGAUAUAUUGUUCUGGUGCUCUUUUCGGCUGCUACACUGUUGCUAGUGCAUUUUACAUAUCACACUUAUCCUGAAGACGUUUACAGUUUGCACACCAAUUUUAAAGGCAUAACAAAGGGGUACUCUACCAACAAAGCAUUUAAUGUAACCGGAAAAUUCGCCAGUAAGAAUGGUUCAACAUAUUCUGCUUCAGGAAGAAACACUGGAAACAAGUCAGCGCCCAUAAGCACCUUUUAUGUCCGCCAUAUUGCUGCCAAGAAGUUCCCAUUGAUACACUUUGACCUUAUGAAAAUGGAGCCGUUUACAUUCCUCGAAGAAUAUAGAAAUCCAUGCUACGCUAUUGAGCAAACCGAAGACCGGAAACUGCCUUUACAGUGUAUACCAUACUUUUAUCUUAUUGGUGCCCCAAAGUCCGGCACUACGGACUUGUUUAGGAGGCUAAUCAAACACAGGGAAAUCUCAGAGUAUGUUGUAAAAGAACCACACUGGCUAACGAGAAAGAGAUUCUUUUCACAUAAGAGUAAAGUACCACCACACCCUUAUUGGUCAUCCUAUGAGAAAUACUUCCGCGCUGCAACAGGUCAUAUUUAUGCAAAGAAAGACCCCAGCGGUUUCCAUCCUGUUAUUGUUGGCGACUGCAGUGCCUCCACCCUGUGGGACAACGAUUAUUGGACCUUUCUGCCAGAAUACAAGAAUCUCACUGAACCUUUAUAUACCAAUGCCGAUUAUAUUCACCAUUUUAAUCCAGAUGCCAAAAUUAUUGCGAUUGUGAGAAAUCCUACUGACAGAGAGGCAUUCACAAAGGACGAGAUAAAUUUCAUGAAGGAGUGAAGUUUGUCUUAAACACGACCAGAUCUUGUCUAGAACGGAAUACUUUACGGCAUUGCUUGUACAAG